This is a messenger RNA of Dentiscutata heterogama, 3189 nucleotides long. NCBI's taxonomy places the organism in Eukaryota, Fungi, Glomeromycota, Glomeromycetes, Diversisporales, Gigasporaceae. The record is from the annotation of a GenBank genome assembly.
AUGGUUAAGAAGGUUGUCGAUUCAAGAAUUCCGACAUUGAUAAGAAAUGGUGUUCAGAAUAAACAUAGAUCAUUUUUUGUGAUUGUUGGAGAUAAAGGCAAAGAUCAGGUUGUGAAUUUACAUUGGCUACUUUCACAAGCCCAAGUAACCGCAAGACCGUCUGUAUUAUGGUGUUAUAAAAAAGAUUUAGGGUUUACCAGUCAUCGUAAAAAAAGAGAAGCAAAAAUACGAAAGGAAAUUAAACGUGGCAUAAGGGAGGCUAAUGAAGAAGAUCCAUUCGAACUUUUCAUUGCUGUUACAAAUAUUCGAUAUACGUAUUAUAAGGAGACACAUAAUAUCCUGGGUAAUACAUAUGGCAUGUGUAUAUUACAGGAUUUUGAAGCAUUGACUCCAAACUUGUUGGCACGUACAAUUGAGACUGUAGAGGGUGGCGGCAUUGUUGUAUUAUUGCUCAAGACUAUGAAGUCAUUAAAACAGUUAUAUACAUUGUCAAUGGAUGUACAUUCUCGUUACCGCACUGAAGCUCAUGAUGAUGUUACUGCCCGAUUUAAUGAACGUUUCAUUCUUUCUCUGGGAUCAUGUGAAAAUUGCCUAGUAGUUGAUGAUGAAUUAAAUGUGUUGCCGAUAUCCGCUGGAAAAAGUGUGAAACCAUUGCCGUUAAAUCCAUCUGAAGAAUCAAUGUCUGAUCAACAGAUUGAAUUAAAAGAAUUUAAGGCUUCAUUAGCAGAUAAACAGCCUGUUGGUCUACUUGUUGCCACAGCUAAAACACUAGAUCAGGGAAAAGCUAUCCUUACAUUUAUUGAUGCCAUAUCUGAAAAGAAAUUGCGUAGUACAGUAACACUCACUGCAUCUCGUGGUCGUGGUAAAUCUGCGGCACUUGGAAUUGCGAUUGCUGCAGCUGUUGCAUACGGUUAUUCAAACAUAUUUGUUACAUCCCCAAGUCCUGAGAACUUGAAAACAUUAUUUGAAUUUAUUUUUAAAGGAUUUGAUGCUUUAGAAUAUGAGGAACAUUUAGAUUACGAUAUUAUACAAUCUACAAAUCCUGAUUUUAAUAAAGCCAUAGUUAGAGUUAAUAUCUUUAAACAACAUCGGCAGACUAUUCAAUAUAUACAACCACAGGAUGCUCAUGUCCUUGGACAAGCUGAGUUGUUAAUAAUUGAUGAAGCUGCUGCCAUUCCAUUACCACUAGUGAAAAAUCUCAUUGGUCCCUAUUUGGUAUUUAUGGCAUCGACUAUAAAUGGUUACGAAGGUACUGGUCGAUCUUUAUCUCUCAAACUUAUUCAACAACUUAGAGAACAAUCAAGAGGGUUUGUUGGGCAAGAAAAUCGUGCAGAACCUGAUGAUGAUGUGACAGUAAUUAAUCGAAAUGGAAAGACCAAAAAAGAUACACUUACUUCGCUCAAUGGUGCCUUAACGGGUGGUCGAGUUCUCCGAGAAAUUAAACUUGAAGAACCCAUUCGUUAUGGUCCUAAUGAUCCUGUAGAACGAUGGUUAAAUAAACUUUUAUGUUUAGAUGCGACCAUUAUUUCAAAAAACAUUCAAGGAUGUCCACAUCCACAGCAAUGUGAACUGUAUUGGGUAAAUCGUGAUACCUUAUUUUCGUUUCAUCCCGUUUCAGAGAUGUUUUUACAAAGGAUGAUGGCACUCUACGUUGCUAGUCAUUAUAAGAAUUCACCAAAUGAUUUACAACUGAUGUCAGAUGCUCCAGCACAUCACUUGUUCGUUUUGUUACCUCCAAUAAAAGGUGAUAAUUCGUUACCUGAUCCUUUAUGUGUUGUUCAGGUGUGUUUAGAAGGCGACAUAUCCAAACAAGCAGUCCUCAAUAGCUUGAAACGUGGUCAGAGAGCUAGUGGAGACUUAAUUCCCUGGUUAAUUUCACAGCAGUUCCAAGAUGAUGACUUUGCUAGUCUUUCUGGAGCAAGGAUAGUAAGAAUAGCAACACAUCCUGAUUAUAUGAAGAUGGGCUAUGGUUCACGAUGUCUUGAAUUGUUAAGUACAUUUUACCAAGGUGAAUUCUCUACUUUGAAAGAAGAUGAAGAUUAUGCAGAAGAGGCUAUGGCGAGAGUUGAUGACUCUGAACUAGAAAAUGCUGAUCUUCAUAAAGAUGAAAUUAAAAUUCGAGAUCCUCACAAAAUGCCACCAUUACUAUUAAAACUUUCAGAGAAACGACCGGUUCUGUUACAUUAUCUUGGUGUCUCUUAUGGUUUGACACCAUCUUUAAAUAAAUUCUGGAAGCGAGCAGGGUUUAUCCCACUUUAUUUACGACAAACCCCAAAUGAUCUAACUGGCGAACAUACCUGCGUUAUGCUUAAGGCCUUAAAAUCUGACGGUCUUGUAACCACAUGUGACCAAGAGUGGUUGGCAGCAUUUUCAAAAGAUUUUCAUAAAAGAUUUUUGAUUCUUCUGUCUUAUCAAUUUAGGAAUUUUCCUAGCAUUUUAUCAUUGAGCAUUAUGGAAACGGCCGAUGCUGGUUAUAAAAAUUUAAAUAAUAAAGAACAGAAAUUUACAAAAUAUAUGCUUGAUUCGCAAUUUUCUGUCUAUGAUCUUAAACGUCUUGAAUCAUAUUCAAAUAAUAUGUUGGAUUAUCAUAUUAUAUUGGAUCUUAUCCCUACAAUUUCUCAUUUAUAUUUUGGGAAACAAUUUGGUAAAGAAGUGGUACUUUCUGGUGUGCAAAGCUCGAUAUUAUUGGGUAUAGGUCUACAAAGAAAGAGUAUUGAUGAUUUGGAGAAAGAACUUACACUCCCAGCAGCACAAGUUCUCGCAUUAUUUAUGAAAAUUAUUCGUAAAUUCUCUACAUAUUUUCGAUCUUUGGAAGUAUCUGCGAUUCAGGAAGAAAUUCCACAUGAAACAACCGUCAUAAAGAAAAAAGUAGCUACAACUGCAAUUGAGGAAAAUGUAACGAAUCCUCAAAUAGAUGACGAUGCAACAUGGGAUCCUGUAUCGAAGACCCUGAGCGAAGACUUAGAUGAAGCUAGUGAUGAAGUUAUGAAGCAGUUGAAAGAAAAACAAAGAGAAUUGAUUGACUCACUGGACUUAUAUGCGAUAGGCGGAUCAGCAGAAGGUUGGGAUGCUGCGGAAUCACAGAUAAAAGCAUUAACAUUAGGAAAAAAAUCAAACUUAACAGUUGUUAGUGUUAAAAAUCCAGAUUCUACGAAAAAAAGAAAAUUUACUGAAACUGCUGCAAAUAUU